Molecule: messenger RNA, 1287 nt
Organism: Exophiala oligosperma
Lineage: Eukaryota; Fungi; Ascomycota; Eurotiomycetes; Chaetothyriales; Herpotrichiellaceae
Product: polyubiquitin
Exons: 2
Coding region: 170-1087 (305 amino acids)
Biological process (GO): protein ubiquitination; modification-dependent protein catabolic process
Cellular component (GO): cytoplasm; nucleus
Molecular function (GO): ubiquitin protein ligase binding; protein tag activity
Source: RefSeq, a predicted model, not a curated record
CCUGCUUCCUCAUCACUCCUACUUAAGGCUUCCUACCCAUCAUUCAUCUCAUCCUCUCUUCCUAUCACUCAUAAACGCAAAAUCAUCUCCUGAGAUCUUCAAAAGUCUCUCUCUCAGUCCGUUCGUGAUAUCUUCUACUUACUACACUACUUCAUAAGAAACCGCAAUCAUGCAGAUCUUCGUCAAGACCCUCACCGGAAAGACCAUCACUCUUGAGGUCGAAUCCAGUGAUACGAUCGACAACGUCAAGUCCAAGAUCCAGGACAAGGAAGGAAUUCCUCCUGAUCAGCAGCGUCUUAUCUUCGCAGGAAAGCAACUUGAAGAUGGCCGCACCCUGAGCGACUACAAUAUCCAAAAAGAAUCAACCCUCCAUCUUGUCCUCCGUCUCCGUGGUGGUAUGCAAAUUUUCGUCAAGACCCUGACCGGCAAGACCAUCACCCUCGAGGUUGAAUCGUCUGAUACCAUCGACAAUGUAAAGAGCAAGAUUCAGGACAAGGAGGGCAUUCCUCCCGACCAGCAACGCUUGAUCUUUGCAGGCAAACAAUUAGAAGAUGGCCGCACUCUUUCAGACUACAACAUUCAGAAAGAGUCCACCCUUCACCUUGUCCUCCGUCUUCGCGGCGGUAUGCAAAUCUUUGUCAAGACCCUUACGGGCAAAACUAUCACACUGGAAGUCGAAUCCUCUGACACCAUUGACAAUGUGAAGAGCAAAAUUCAAGACAAAGAGGGUAUCCCCCCGGAUCAGCAACGAUUGAUCUUCGCAGGCAAGCAACUAGAAGACGGUCGAACUCUCUCAGAUUACAACAUCCAGAAGGAAUCCACUCUUCAUCUCGUCCUGAGAUUACGAGGUGGUAUGCAGAUCUUCGUCAAGACUUUGACUGGAAAGACAAUUACCCUUGAAGUUGAGUCGUCGGACACUAUCGACAACGUCAAGAGCAAAAUCCAAGACAAGGAGGGUAUUCCACCUGACCAACAGCGAUUGAUCUUUGCAGGCAAGCAGUUGGAGGAUGGCCGGACGCUGUCUGACUACAACAUCCAAAAGGAAAGCACUCUGCACUUGGUGCUAAGACUUCGUGGUGGUCAGUAAACAUCCACCAGUUUUAUGCAUAUUCUCUCUUACGACAUGAAUUAUGGGCGCCCUUUCCUUUGGUUGUAUGGUAUGGAGACUGCAAGCAGUCAUGACACGAGAUCUUGAUACGUGGUUUGCAUAGUCGACAUUGCUGGUGACGCGACCAGGCAAUGAGUAGUAGAUUAGAGAAUGCAAAAUACAAUCACUGCUUCUCGAUA